Messenger RNA from Lactuca saligna, 636 nucleotides. NCBI's taxonomy places the organism in Eukaryota, Viridiplantae, Streptophyta, Magnoliopsida, Asterales, Asteraceae. The record is from the annotation of a GenBank genome assembly.
AUGAGUGAUGCUAGUUCUUCUAAGAAACCUAUAAAGGAGUCUAAGCCUAAAAAGUCUCCAAAAAAGAAGCCAGUUAUUGUUGAAGUGUCUGUUUUACCCGAAGUCUCUACUGCUGAAACAAAAAAAGUUGAUCCGGUUGUUGAGGAGAAAGAAGAAGAAGAGAUUAUUCCUUCGAAAACCGGAGUUCUUCAUAGAAUCAAGAUGAAGUCUAAACAUCUACAAAAGUCUUCAUCUCCUCAUGUUGUACGAAAGCAACAGGUAACACAUCAAGGAGUCUUAAUCCGUGAAGUUCCAGCGCCUGUUUCUCCUUUGUCGAAGAAACGAAGGGUUGAGGAUAUGGCAAAGCAGAUUUCAAAGAAGCAGAAAAAGAAGACUCAUAAGAUAAUCCUUUCACCAGAGUCAAUUGAAGAAGAUGAAACUAUUCUUGCAACACCAGAAGCUAAUCAAGAAAUUUUAACUCGUGAUCAGACAAAAGAUAUACCACCUAAAGUUUCGAAUGUCGAGUCAUCUAAUGAGGAGAAACAAACUUUGGACAUCAUUGUACACGUAUCUAAUACGGAUACAAAUGUCAAUAAGGGUGAGGAAAAUCCGAAGACUACUACUCAAGGCGAUAUCAUUGAGAUGACAGUUUACUAG